CUACCACUCUACAACAGAUCACCAUGGUCCAGCUGGCGGCGGUGGACCACCUGUCGGUGCAGGAGAAACUCCUCCUCUCCCAGGCGGUGUACAAAGUCGGUGCCGCCAACUGGCCAGCCGUCAGCAAACUCUUGUUGGCGCACCCUUGCAUCGUCGGUCGGCCAACCGACUACUUUACGCCCGAGGCCUGUGAAUCGUCCUACGUGGCGCUCAUGGGAAGCAUCGAGAUCAAUGUCCCCGCUCCUGAAGGCGCCAAACCUCAAGCCAGAGUCCACCUCCAGCUCGCGCGCACCUUCUACUUUGCGAGGAUGGAAGAGCUCAAGCAUCAAAUUGCAAACUACGAGCAGCGUUUCACCGAGUUGAUGAGAGAGAUCACGGCCAUUAAGGCUGGAGAGUUGGACGACAAGAUUCAUCUCGAGAUCCGCCAGGCCCUCGCAAAGCGGUACGGCAAGUCGGUGGUCGACUCUUGGGCGCCGCUGCCGUCAGCCGUCAAGGCUGCCGUCGAAGCCGGUCCCGAAUCAGCCCAGCCUCCUGUUGAGCCCAAGGAGGAGACCAAGGAAGUCGACACAGCCCCAGCCACAACAGUUCCAGAGAUCCACAUCCAGCCUGCCGAGGACGAGGACGCGGCGGACGCUGGCAAGGAUGAGGACGCGGCUCAGCCGGACGAGCCAGAGAAGGCAGCCGACCCGGAGGCUGCUGAAGACGGCAACGAGGAAGCCGAAGCCGAGUCAACACCCACGGAGGAGCCGACUGUCGACGAGCCAUCCAAGGCCGAAGACGAGGAGGAAUCCUUAGAGGCCGACAAGAAGCCGGAGACCGAGGAGGAAGUGGAGGCAGAAAAGGAGGAGGAGAAAGAGGAAGCCGAAGAGGAGGCCGACGAGGAGGAGGCCGAGGAGGAAGCCGAGCAAGACGACGCUGCGGACAAGGCCAUUGAGGCCGAGGAAGCUGCGGAGGUCGCCGACGAAACUGAGGACGCUCCCACCAAGGAGUCUGACGCCGAAGUCGAGGCGAUGGACGUUGACGAGAAGGCUGAGGAGGAAGAGGAGGAGGAGGAGGAGGAGGAGGAGGAGGAGGAGGCGGAUGAGGAGGAAGCAGAAGAGGAGGCCGAGGAGGAGGAUGACGACAAGGAGGCUGCUGCCGAAGCGUCUGAACCUACGACUCCCAAGCCCACGACACCUUCGUCCCCCGAGCUGUCGCCAGCAUCCGAACUCUCGCCGCUUCCCGGAGAGGAUGUGCCCACCGACGCCGCACCGUCUUCGCCAACACCCGUCACUGCGUCGACCCGGGGUCGCAAGCGCAAAGCGGGCAGCCAACCUGGCAGUGUGCCUGUGAGCAAGCGAUCGAACAGGCGUGGCGCUUCGCCUGCCGCUAGCAAUGCUGGAUCCGACGAUGACGAGGAUGCCGAGGUCAAGGAGGAGGCGGAUGUCGAAGUCCAGCAGCGCGGCCGCCGAGCUUCGCGCCGCAGCCUUGCCAAGAAAGAGGACUCGCCUCCACCUAAGCGCGGGCAAUCCGCAUCUUCAGCUGCCUCUGGGACACCAACCGGGGCGGACAGUGGACCUCGUCGCCGCGGGCGACCACGGGUUAUCCGCGACGAUGUCGUCACCAAGGCCGCGCGGGGCGCGAGCGAAGCCGCGUCGGUCAAGGACGAGCAAGAGGACCGGGAUGAAGACAAGGAGGAAGAGGACACCGAAGAGCCUGAAGAGGAGAAGCGGAGCCUGCGAACCUCUGGCCGUCGAAAGCCUGCGCCUGAAGUCGCAACGCCGACCGAAAAACGAGGCAAACGAGGUGCGGCCCGGACCCCCCUGCCAGCCGCACCCGAGUCAGCCGGAGAUGAAGGUGACGAGGCAGACGCGAGUCCUGCACCGGCGGGGGCUGGGCCAUCGACGACUGCGACGGCGUCGACGCGGGGCCGAGCACCACGACACUCGUCUCCACGCGAGCAACGCAACACGCAAAAGUUGAUACUGUCGCUCCUCGACACCAUUUCGCAGCACAAGUUUGGGCCAGUGUUUUCGAAUCCGGUGAAGAAGAGCGAGGCGGCCGACUACUACGACAUUAUCAAGCGCCCCAUGGACCUCAAGACUAUCCGUGCGCGCAUCAAGGACGGGACCAUCUCUACGAUCGAUGAGUUUGAGCGAGACAUUCGUCUGAUGUUUGCCAACGCCACCGUGUUCAAUGCGCGUGGAUCCCAAGUCUACAACAUGGCGCGUGAGAUGCUCGCUGCGAGCGAGGGUCACAUUGCGCACUACAAGAGCAUGCAGCAUCACCUGAGCCGCUAGCUGGGCUUUGGGCCGGGGGGUGAGAGGGUUGUAGUAGUCGUCAAAGGCGCCAAGCAGUGUAUCAUUAUCAAAGCAGCAGCAGCAUGCAUCAUUGCGAGCAUUGACAAA
Messenger RNA from Vanrija pseudolonga, 2387 nucleotides. RefSeq names its product Bromodomain-containing protein 8 (gene Brd8). Bases 24 to 2279 code for a protein of 751 amino acids. NCBI's taxonomy places the organism in Eukaryota, Fungi, Basidiomycota, Tremellomycetes, Trichosporonales, Trichosporonaceae. Gene Ontology annotation, molecular function: protein binding. Gene Ontology annotation, cellular component: NuA4 histone acetyltransferase complex. The record is from RefSeq and is a predicted model, not a curated record. The transcript has 6 exons.